Rangifer tarandus platyrhynchus (Svalbard reindeer) is the source of this 7557-nucleotide messenger RNA. NCBI's taxonomy places the organism in Eukaryota, Metazoa, Chordata, Mammalia, Artiodactyla, Cervidae. The record is from the annotation of a GenBank genome assembly.
AUGGAAGAGGUGGUGAUCGCUGGCAUGUCCGGGAAGCUGCCCGAGUCGGAGAACCUGGAGGAGUUCUGGGCCAAUCUCAUCGGCGGCGUGGACAUGGUGACAGAUGAUGACAGGCGGUGGAAGGCGGGACUAUAUGGCCUGCCUCGGCGGUCAGGCAAGCUGAAGGACCUGUCCCGGUUUGAUGCCUCCUUCUUCGGGGUCCACCCCAAGCAGGCACACAAUAUGGACCCCCAGCUCCGCAUGCUGCUGGAGGUCACCUACGAGGCCAUUGUGGAUGCAGGCAUCAACCCAGCUUCCAUUCGGGGGACAAACACCGGUAUCUGGGUGGGUGUGAGUGGCUCUGAGGCUUCAGAGGCUCUAAGCCGAGACCCUGAGACCCUCGUGGGCUACAGCAUGGUGGGCUGCCAGCGUGCCAUGAUGGCCAACCGCCUCUCCUUCUUCUUUGACUUCAAAGGGCCCAGCAUUACCCUGGACACAGCCUGCUCCUCCAGCCUGAUGGCCCUGCAGAGGGCCUACCAGGCCAUCCAGAGAGGGGAGUGCACCAUGGCCAUUGUGGGCGGCAUGAACAUCCUGCUGAAGCCCAACACCUCAGUGCAGUUCAUGAAGCUGGGCAUGCUCAGCCCCGAGGGCGCCUGCAAGUCCUUCGAUGCAUCAGGGAAUGGCUACUGCCGUGCAGAGGCUGUGAUGGCCGUCUUUCUGACCAAGAAGUCCCUGGCCCGACGGGUGUACGCCACCAUCCUCAAUGCUGGCACCAACACGGACGGCUGCAAAGAGCAAGGCGUCACCUACCCCUCCGGAGAGGCACAGGAGCAGCUCAUCAGCUCCCUGUACAAGCCGGCCGGGCUGGACCCGGAGUCCCUGGAGUAUAUCGAAGCCCAUGGCACCGGUACCAAGGUGGGCGACCCCCAGGAAUUGAAUGGCAUUGUGCAAGCCUUGUGUGGCACCCGCAAGGGCCCCCUCCUGAUUGGGUCCACCAAGUCGAACAUGGGACACCCAGAGCCUGCCUCGGGGCUCGCGGCGCUGGCCAAGGUGCUGCUGUCCCUGGAGCACGGGCUCUGGGCCCCCAACCUGCACUUCCACAGCCCAAACCCCGAGAUCCCAGCACUGCAGGAUGGGCGGCUGCAGGUGGUGGACCGGCCCCUGCCCGUCCUCGGGGGCAACGUGGGCAUCAACUCCUUUGGCUUCGGUGGCUCCAACGUGCACGUCAUCCUCCAGCCCAACUCCCAGCCACCGCCACCGCCUGCCCCGCAUGCCGCCCUGCCCCGUCUGCUGCGGGCCAGUGGGCGCACCCUGGAGGGUGUGCAGGGUCUGCUGGAGCUAGGCCUCCAGCACAGCCAGAACCUGGCCUUCGUGAGCAUGCUCAAUGACAUCGCGGCCCCCUCCCCAGCAACCAUGCCCUUCCACGGCUACGCCGUGCUGGGCAGCCAGGGGGGCAGCCAGGAGGUGCAGCAGGUGCCGGCCAGCAAGCGCCCGCUCUGGUUCAUCUGCUCCGGAAUGGGCACACAGUGGCGUGGGAUGGGGCUGAGCCUCAUGCGUCUGAGCAGCUUCCGCGCCUCCAUCCUGCGCUCGGAUGAGGCUGUGAAGCCUUUGGGACUGCAGGUGUCACAGCUGUUGCUGAGCACAGACGAGACCACCUUUGACGACAUCGUCGUCUCCUUUGUGAGCCUCACUGCCAUCCAGAUUGCCCUCAUAGACCUGCUGACUUCCAUGGGUCUUCAGCCCGACGGCAUCAUCGGGCACUCCCUGGGUGAGGUGGCCUGUGGAUAUGCCGACGGCUGCAUCUCCCAGAAGGAGGCCGUCCUCGCUGCCUACUGGAGGGGCCAGUGCAUCAAGGAGGCCAACAUCCCGCCCGGGGCCAUGGCAGCUGUAGGCUUGACCUGGGAAGAGUGUAAGCAGCGCUGCCCCCCUGGCAUCGUGCCUGCCUGCCACAACUCCAUUGACACCGUCACCAUCUCAGGACCUCAGGCUGCCAUGUUGGAGUUCGUGCAACAGCUGAAGCAGGAGGGUGUGUUCGCCAAGGAGGUGCGGACGGGCGGCAUGGCAUUCCACUCCUACUUCAUGGACGCUAUCGCCCCCACGCUGCUUCAGCAGCUCAAGAAGGUGAUCCGGGACCCCCAGCCACGUUCCUCACGCUGGCUCAGCACUUCCAUCCCCAAGACCCAGUGGCAGGAGAGCCUGGCCCGCACCUUCUCAGCUGAGUACAACGUGAACAACCUGGUGAGCCCCGUGCUGUUCCAGGAGGCGCUGUGGCACGUGCCCGAGAAUGCUGUGGUGCUGGAGAUCGCACCCCACGCCCUGCUGCAGGCCGUCCUGAAGAGAGGACUCAAGACCAGCUGCACCAUCAUCCCACUGAUGAAGAAGGACCACAAGGACAACCUGGAGUUCUUCCUCAGCAACAUAGGCCGGCUCUACCUGACCGGCAUCGACGUCAACCCCAACGGACUAUUCCCACCUGUGGAGUUCCCGGCUCCCCGGGGCACCCCCCUCAUCUCCCCCCACAUCAAGUGGGACCACAGCCAGACCUGGGAUGUGCCCACUGCAGAGGACUUCCCCAACGGCUCCAGCAGCUCCUCUGCCACCGUCUAUAAGAUCGACAUCAACCCCGAGUCUCCUGACCACUACCUGGUGGAUCACUGCAUCGACGGUCGCGUCAUCUUCCCGGCCACCGGCUACCUGUGCCUGGUCUGGAAGACACUGGCCCGAGCCUUGGACCAGAACAUGGAGCACACGCCUAUAGUAUUUGAGAAUGUGACGCUGCACCAGGCCACCAUCCUGCCGAAGACAGGGACUGCACUCCUGGAAGUGCGGCUUCUGGAAGCCUCCUGCACCUUCGAAGUGUCUGAGAAUGGCAACCUGAUCGUAAGCGGGAAGGUAUACCAGUGGGAAGAUCCCGACCCCAAGCUCUUUGACAACCGGUAUGGCAUGGACCCUGCGACCCCUACGGACCCCACAGACCCCACGACUGCCAUCCACCUGAGCCGUCGUGACGUGUAUAAGGAGCUACAGCUGCGGGGCUACAACUAUGGCCCCUACUUCCAGGGUGUCCUCGAGACCAGCUCCGAAGGCAACACGGGCCAGCUGCUCUGGAAGGACAACUGGGUGACCUUCAUGGACACCAUGCUGCAGAUGUCCAUCCUGGCCCCGGGCCAACGCAACCUACGCCUGCCCACACGCAUCACCGCAAUCUACAUCCACCCGGCCACCCACCAGCAGAAGCUGUACACGCUGCAGGACGGGACACAAGUGGCCGACGUGGUAGUGAACAGGUGUCUUGACACCACGGUGGCCGGCGGUGUCUACAUCUCGAGGGUCCACACCUCGGUGGCCCCCCGGCGUCAGCAGGACCAGCCGAUGCCCAUCCUGGAGAAGUUCUGCUUCACACCAUACAUGGAGAGCGGGUGCCUGGCUGGGGACCUGGCCCUGCAGGAGGAGCUGCAGCUGUGUGCGGGGCUGACACAGGCACUUCAGACCAAGGUGGCCCAGCAGGGGAUAAAGAUGGUGAUUCCCGGGCUCGACGGUGCCCAGGCUCCCCAGGACGCCCCACAGCAGGGCCUGCCUCGGCUGCUGGCCACCGCCUGCCAGCUGCAACUCAACGGGAACCUGCAGAUGGAGAUGGACCAGAUCCUAGCCCAGGAGAGAGCCCUGCUGUGUGACGACCCCCUGCUCAGUGGGCUCCUCAACUCCUCAGCACUCAAGGCGUGCGUGGACACUGCCCUGGAGAACAUGACCAGCCUCAAGAUGAAAGUGGUGGAGGUGCUAGCUGGUGACGGCCAACUGUAUUCCCGCAUCCCUGCGCUGCUCAACCUCCAGCCCUUGUUGCAGCUGGACUACACAGCCACUGACCGCCACCCCCAGGCCCUGGAGGCUGCCCAGGCCAAGUUGCAGCAGCUCAACAUAACCCAGGGCCAGUGGGACCCCUCAGACCCGGCCCCCAGCAACCUGGGUGGGGCCAACCUCGUGGUGUGCAACUGUGCCCUGGCCAGCCUCGGUGACCCGGCCACGGCUGUCGGCAACAUGGUGGCUGCCCUCAAGGAGGGAGGCUUCCUGUUGCUGCACACGCUGCUCAGAGGACACCCCUUGGGAGAGACUGUCGCCUUCCUCACCUGCCCCGAGCCACAGCAAGGCCAACAGCACCUCCUGAGCCAGAAUGAGUGGGAGAGCCUGUUUGCCGGAGCGUCCCUGCACCUGGUGGCCCUGAAGAAGUCCUUCUACGGCUCGGUGCUCUUCCUGUGCCGCCGGCUGGCCCCGCCUGACAGCCCAGUCUUCCUGCCCGUGGAGGACACCAGCUUCCAGUGGGUUGACUCCCUGAAGAACAUCCUGGUCGAUUCCUCCUCCCAGCCCGUAUGGCUUAUGGCCGUUGGCUGCACCACCUCAGGGGUCGUGGGCUUGGUGAACUGUCUCCGGAGAGAGCCUGGCGGGCACCGGAUUCGGUGCGUCCUGGUGUCCAACCUCAACAGCACGUCCCCCAUCCCUGAGACAGACCCAAAGUCCUUGGAGCUGCAGAAGGUGCUCCAGAGUGACCUGGUGAUGAACGUCUACCGUGACGGGGCCUGGGGAGCGUUCCGCCACUUCCCACUGGAACAAGACAAGCCCGAGGAGCAGACAGAGCACGCCUUCAUAAAUGUCCUCACCCGAGGGGACCUGUCUUCCAUCCGCUGGGUCUGCUCCCCUCUGCGCCACACCCAGUCCACGGGCCCUGGCGUCCAGCUCUGCACCAUCUAUUAUGCCUCCCUCAACUUCCGCGACAUCAUGCUGGCCACGGGCAAGCUGUCCCCUGACGCUAUCCCAGGAAAUUGGGCCUCUCGGGACUGCAUGCUAGGCAUGGAGUUUUCUGGCCGAGAUGCCGGCGGGAAGCGCGUGAUGGGGCUGGUACCCGCCGAAGGCCUGGCCACCUCCACUCUGGUGCCUCAGAGCUUCCUGUGGGAUGUACCUUCCAACUGGACCCUGGAGGAGGCCGCCUCGGUGCCCGUUGUCUACAGCACAGCCUACUACGCGCUGAUAGUCCGAGGACACAUGCAGCCAGGGGAGACAGUGCUAAUUCACUCAGGCUCCGGUGGCGUAGGCCAGGCUGCCAUCGCCAUUGCCCUCAGCCUGGGCUGCCGCGUCUUCACCACUGUGGGGUCAGCCGAAAAGCGGGCAUACCUCCAGUCCAGGUUCCCCCAGCUCAACGAAACCAGCUUUGCCAACUCCCGGGACACAUCCUUCGAGCAGCAUGUCCUGUGGCACACAGCCGGGAAGGGUGUUGACCUGGUCCUCAACUCCCUGGCGGAAGAGAAGCUGCAGGCCAGUGUGCGGUGCCUGGCCCAGCAUGGUCGAUUCCUGGAAAUUGGCAAAUUUGACCUUUCCAACAACCACCCCCUGGGCAUGGCCAUCUUCCUGAAGAACGUGACUUUCCAUGGGGUCCUGCUGGAUGCACUCUUUGAAGAAAACAGCACCAUGUGGCAGAAAGUGUCGAUGCUGCUGAAGGCAGGCAUCCGGGAGGGUGUAGUACAGCCCCUCAAGCGCACAGUGUUCCCCAGGACCCAGGUGGAGGAUGCCUUCCGCUACAUGGCCCAGGGCAAACACAUCGGCAAAGUGGUCAUUCAGGUACGUGAGGAAGAGCAGAAGGCAAUGCUGCACGGGGCCAAACCCACCCAGAUGGCGGCCUUGUGCAAGACCUUCUACCCAGCCCACAAGAGCUACAUCAUCACUGGGGGCCUGGGUGGCUUUGGCCUAGAGCUGGGCCACUGGCUCGUGGAGCGAGGGGCCCAGAAGCUGGUGCUGACCUCCCGCUCUGGGAUCCGCACAGGCUACCAAGCCAGGCAGGUCCGUGAGUGGAGACGCCAGGGGGUGCAGGUCCUAGUGUCCACCAGCGAUGUCAGCUCACUGGAUGGCACCCGGAGCCUUAUCACUGAGGCCGCCCAGCUUGGGCCCGUAGGAGGCAUCUUCAACCUGGCUGUGGUCCUGAGAGAUGCCAUGCUGGAGAACCAGACCCCUGAGUUCUUCCAGGACGUCAACAAGCCCAAGUACAGUGGCACCCUGAACUUGGACAGGGUGACCCGGGAGGCAUGCCCAGAGUUGGACUACUUCGUCGUCUUCUCCUCGGUGAGCUGCGGGCGUGGCAACGCCGGCCAGACCAACUACGGGUUCGCCAACUCCACCAUGGAGCGCAUAUGUGAGAAGCGUCGGCACAAUGGCCUCCCAGGCCUGGCCGUGCAGUGGGGCGCAAUUGCUGAUGUGGGCCUCAUCGUGGAGUUGAAGGGCACUAACGAGAUGGUCAUCGGCGGGACACUGCCCCAGCACAUCGCCUCCUGCCUGGAGGUGCUAGACCUCUUCCUGAACCAGCCCCACCCCGUCCUGAGCAGCUUUGUGUUGGCGGAGAAGGCCAAAUCCCAUGGCGACGGCGGCAGCCAGCAGGACCUGGUGAAGGCUGUGGCUCACAUCCUGGGCAUCCAUGACUUGGCCACCGUCAACCCGGACAGCUCGCUUUCAGACCUUGGCCUCGACUCACUCAUGGGUGUGGAGGUGCGCCAGAUGCUGGAGCGUGAGCACAACCUGGCGCUGUCCAUGCGGGAAAUCCGGCAGCUCACAAUCCGCAAGCUGCAGGAGAUUUCCGCGCAGGCUGGCACAGCUGAUGAGCUGACGGACUCCACACCCAAAUUGGGGAGCCCUGCCCAGCCGCAGACCCAGCUGAACCUGAGCACCCUGCUGGUGAACCCUGAGGGCCCGACCUUGACACGGCUCAACUCAGUGCAGAGCUCCGAGCGGCCCCUGUUCCUGGUGCACCCCAUUGAGGGCUCCACCACCGUGUUCCACAGCCUGGCCGCCAAGCUCAGCAUCCCCACCUACGGCCUGCAGUGUACAGGAGCGGCACCCCUGGACAGCAUCCAGAGCCUGGCCACCUACUACAUCGAGUGCAUCAGGCAGGUGCAGCCAGAGGGACCCUACCGCAUCGCUGGCUACUCCUACGGGGCCUGCGUGGCUUUCGAGAUGUGCUCACAGCUGCAGGCCCAGCAGAGCAGUGGCCCCACGAACAACAGCCUCUUCCUGUUUGACGGCUCCCACACCUUCGUGAUGGCCUACACUCAGAGCUACCGGGCCAAGAUGAACCCUGGCUGCGAGGCGGAGGCGGAGGCUGAGGCCAUGUGCUUCUUCAUGCAGCAGUUCACGGAGGCGGAGCACAGCAGGGUGCUGGAGGCCCUUCUGCCCCUCGGGGAUCUGGAGGCGCGUGUGGCGGCCACCGUCGAGCUGAUCGCGCAGAGCCAUGCGAGCCUGGACCGGCACGCGCUCAGCUUUGCUGCGCGCUCCUUCUACCACAAGCUGCGCGCCGCCGAGCAGUACACGCCACAGGCCACCUACCACGGCAACGUGACUCUGCUACGCGCCAAGAUGGGCGGCACCUAUGGGAACGGCCUGGGCGCCGACUACAAUCUGUCCCAGGUGUGCGACGGCAAGGUGUCAGUGCACGUCAUCGAGGGCGACCACCGCACGCUGCUGGAAGGCAGCGGCUUGGAGUCCAUCCUUAGCAUUAUUCACAGCUCCCUGGCCGAGCCACGUGUCAGCGUGCGGGAGGGCUAG